This is a messenger RNA of Onychostoma macrolepis, 9801 nucleotides long. It is a transcript of the gene grin2ba, whose product is annotated as glutamate receptor, ionotropic, N-methyl D-aspartate 2B, genome duplicate a. The transcript has 25 exons. The record is from RefSeq and is a predicted model, not a curated record. Gene Ontology annotation, cellular component: plasma membrane; postsynaptic density membrane; postsynaptic membrane. Gene Ontology annotation, biological process: synaptic transmission, glutamatergic; long-term synaptic potentiation; excitatory postsynaptic potential. Lineage: Eukaryota; Metazoa; Chordata; Actinopteri; Cypriniformes; Cyprinidae. Gene Ontology annotation, molecular function: transmitter-gated monoatomic ion channel activity involved in regulation of postsynaptic membrane potential; NMDA glutamate receptor activity. Bases 2640 to 7418 code for a protein of 1592 amino acids.
AAAUUUUCAUCAACAACAAAUGAAGAAAAAUCAAGGGACCGAACGUUCGCUACCAGGACUGAUGGGACUGUCGGAUUGUGAUACAGAUGUUUGUACUAAAAAAACAAGAGAGAAAUAAGCAAGAAAUUCAUGCCAGCAGUCACAUGCAGGAAUGGAUGAGGUUUGAUGGGAGGAGCUGAGAAAGAGAAUAAGAGAGAUGGACAGAUAAUCAGACUGACACAAACUCAUCAGAAAUGGAGCUGGACACAGUGUUCGUCACACUUCUGCUAGCAGCCGUCUUCAGCUCCUCGUCAGUUUGAGUAUGUUCAGAUGAGGAUGAACUGCACUGAUGCACAGAGAUACUGCCGUAAGAACUACAGCGAUCUGGCCUCCACUGACAACAGCGCCGAUGUGACCGAGCUGCUGAAGAGUGUGAAUGGAACUAGUGGCAUCUUUGGCAUCUGGACUGGUCUGAUGAAGACCCUCAGGAGUGAAUGGAAGUGGUCUCUGGGUGACCCUGCGUUUUACACGGCUCAUGAUUCACUGUUUCACAACUGGGCAUCAAAUCAGACGAACAGCAGCCUAUAUGACUGCGCUUGUAUGAGUCAGAACGGACUGUGGCGUUAUGACACCUGUAAUAGCCAAAGGUCUUUCAUCUGCUACAAUGACAGCAGUAAAGGUUUCAUCCUCGUGCUGUACUCAAUGAGCUGGAGAUCUGCUCAGAGCUUCUGCAGAGCGAAUUACACGGAUCUGAGCAGCGUGAGGAACCAGAGAGAGAACCAGCAGAUUCAGCAGCUCAUGAACACUGGAGGAGUCACUGCCGUCUGGAUCGGUCUGUUCAGAGACUCAUGGGAAUGGUCCGGCUGUGGCUGCGCGGCGAGGUGGUCUGUUAUCAGAACUGGGCCGCGGGGAACGGCACCGGACCACACGACUGCCGCGAGCGGAGAGUCGGAGCCAUUCAGUCGUCUGGAGAUCAGCGCUGGGUCAGCCUUCCUCCGACCAUUUUGACCCAAGCAUGUAUGGAGUAAAAAAAAUUGAAUUGGAAUCACAUUCACAAAAGCACUCAACUUCUUGUUAGCAUGCUCAUUAGGGUGGCCCUUAUUUUUGGACUUUUGAAAUCUUCUGCUCUCACCUUCCUAGUCAACUGAGAAAUGGGAACAAACCAAAUUUUGCUGAGAUUGGACUACAUUUGGGGUGUGCACAACAAAGUUGAUAUUCUGUCUUAACCAUAACAGCAUGUAAUUAAUAAUUAUACAAAACCAUUAGUAAACUGUAAAUUAGUUUAAAAAUGCAAACACAGAGCAGUGUUGUUAGUCUUAAAAUGUUAAAUCAGGGGUGCCCAAUCCUGCUCCUGGCGAUCGACUGUCCUGCAAAGUUCAGCUCCAACUCUAAUCAAACACACCUGCCUCCAAUUUUCAAGCGAUCCUGAAGACCUUAAUUAGUUGCUUCAGGUGUGUUUUAUUAGAGUUGAUAUAUAGAUAGGGAUGGUCAUUAAUUCAAACUCAAAUUCUAAUAUUUUGAGAUACUGAUUUUUGACUUUCAUGAGCUGUAAGCUCUAAUCAUCAAAAUUAAAACAAAAAAAAACUUUUGAAAUGUUUUACUUUACAUGCAAUGAAUCUAAAAUAUAUGAAAGUUUCACUUUUUGAAAUAACUUACAAGAAAAAAUUAACCUUUUGCAGUACCAAAACAUUUGCAACUGCAACAAUUUUCUGAGAGAAGGGUUGCAUUUUCUGACAGAAUUGCAAGGGUGCCGAUAUUUUUGGCCAUGACUGUAUGUGGGAUAAAGCAGUCAGCCUCCGCUUCACGGCAAGGCAGAUCAUGCGAUUAUUGACAGUCUGACUGUACUUGAUCCCAGCAGACGCUGUCUAGAGACGUGAUGAAACACAGACUUCAUCUCUGCAUGCUGGAUGGAGAUCAGCUUCAGGGGAACCACAUUUGCACAGUUUCAUCAGUCACUGCAGAUCUUUAACACAAGGGAUUCAGAGUGUAGGAUGUAGAAGUGGAUGAAGAAGUGCUCACAGAAGUGUCAUUUCUUCACAUGUUUCUUGAAGAUGUCGGGUUGAGUAGAUAAGAUCUUACCACCAACUAAUAGUCCACAAAGUAAAGAUUCAAGCAGAGUGACUGGAACCUCAGUCGGAGCAGCAUUUGAGAUCUGCGGUGAAGGGGAAGGUUAAUGAUAAGGUGGUCAUGGAACAAGAUGAGAUGAACCGUUUAGAGAGGAGCCAUUUCCGGCAUGAGCAGAUCCUGAGACGCUCUGAAAACCAGGACGCUGAAGAUCAGCAGUUCCAGAGUAUAUACACACACACACACAAGAACAGAGCGAGAUACUGCAGACCGACUGCUAUCAGCUUCCACAGUAGGGUAUGAGAGCGCUACAGCAUCAUGUGGUUUCUGAGAUGGAGGAGUGAGAUUUCGGCUGAAAACACACGAGUGUGAGUUUUUGUUCUGUGAUGUUCAGUUUUGACAGGAACAGGCUCUUUGGUCCAGAAGCACUCAGUAUUUCCAACAUCUUUUGAAGUGGAUGAUAUUAAUAUCCACACAAGCGUUUCUCGCCGGUUCUCCUCUGAAACCCACAUAUCGUCUGAUCAUUAGCACAUGCUGUGAAAUUCAGAAUUCCAGGUGCUCGUUUCCUAAUUUACUUUCACAGUACUGAUUAACACAUGACGUGUCUGAAAGAUCCUCCCACUUCAGGAAUAAUAAAAACAGCGGUUUUUCGCUCCUCCAUCAUGUCCGUCUGCAUUUACCGUGGCUUAGCUCCACCCUCUCAGGAAAGGCGGGCGUGGCUUCACGCGCUGGCUCCGCCCCCGCGUCACUGGCCCUGCCCGUCCCUGCAGCAGCUGUUGGCCGUGUGUCUGCUCCUCCUCCUGCCACUGGCCGUCCAAUCACGGCGCGAGCGGGGCGGAGCCCACUACAUCCCCUCGUCGGUGGCGCAUUAUCCACCCGUCUCCAAGCUGGUGCAGGGCCUGAGCAUCGCGGUGGUGCUGGUGGGAAACUCCAGUGAGGUGGCGCUUGCCGGCACGCGCGACAAAGACGACUUUGGCCACAUGCCGCUGGCACCCAACGUGGAGAUGCUCACCAUGAAUGAGACAGACCCCAAGAGCAUCAUCAAGAGCAUCUGCGACCUGAUGACGGAGCACUGGCUGCAGGGCGUGGUGUUCGGAGAUGACACCGACCAGGAGGCCAUCGCGCAGAUCCUGGACUUCAUCUCUGCGCAGACGCACAUCCCCAUCCUGGGCGUGAAGGGAGGCUCAUCCAUGAUCAUGGCUGCUAAGGACGAUAACUCCAUGUUCUUUCAGUUCGGUCCCUCCAUCGAGCAGCAGGCAUCCGUCAUGCUCAACAUCAUGGAGGAGUACGACUGGUACAUCUUCUCCAUCGUCACCACAUACUACCCCGGCUACCAGGACUUCGUUACCAAGAUCCGCAGCACCAUCGAGAACAGUUUUGUGGGCUGGGAGCUGGAGGAGGUGCUGCUGCUGGACAUGUCCGUGGAUGACGGAGACGCCAAGAUCCAGAACCAGCUGAAGAAGCUGCAGAGCCCCGUCAUCCUGCUCUACUCCACCAAAGAGGAGGCCAACAUCAUCUUCGAGGUGGCGCACUCGGUGGGCCUGACGGGCUACGGAUACACCUGGAUCGUGCCGUCUCUGGUGGCGGGCGACGCCGACCACAUCCCGCCCGAGUUUCCCACAGGCAUGAUCUCGGUGUCGUACGACGAGUGGGAUUACGGUCUGGAGGCGCGUGUUCGUGACGGUGUGGCUGUGAUCGCCUCGGCCACCGCCACCAUGAUGAUAGACCGAGGGCCACACGCGCUGCUCAAGUCUGAGUGCCACGGGGCCCCGGAGAAGAAGAGCCCCAUCAGCAACGAGGUGCUCAGGUAUCUGAUGAACGUGACGUUCGAGGGCCGGAAUCUCUCCUUCAGCGAGGACGGCUAUCAGAUGCACCCUAAACUGGUGAUCAUCCUGCUGAACAAGGACAGACAGUGGGACAGAGUGGGUAAGUGGGAGAAUGGCUCUCUGUCUAUGAAGUUUCACGUGUGGCCGCGGUUCGAGCUCUACUCUGGGACGGAGAACCGUGAGGACGAUCAUCUGUCCAUCGUGACGCUGGAGGAGGCUCCGUUCGUGAUGGUGGAGGACGUGGAUCCGCUCAGCGGCACCUGCAUGAGGAACACCGUCCCCUGCCGCAAGCAGCUCAAAUCACUGAAUAAGACGGGGGAACCUGCCGUCUACAUCAAGCGCUGCUGUAAAGGCUUCUGCAUCGACAUCCUGAAGAAGAUCGCCAAGUCUGUGAAGUUCACCUACGACCUUUAUCUGGUCACCAACGGCAAACACGGCAAGAAGAUCAACGGCACGUGGAACGGGAUGGUGGGAGAGGUGGUGCUGAAGAACGCUCACAUGGCCGUCGGCUCGCUGACCAUCAAUGAGGAAAGGUCAGAGGUCAUUGAUUUCUCGGUGCCCUUCAUAGAGACGGGCAUCAGCGUCAUGGUGUCUCGGAGCAACGGCACGGUGUCUCCGUCUGCGUUCCUGGAGCCCUUCAGCGCAGACGUCUGGAUCAUGAUGUUCGUCAUGCUGCUGCUGGUCUGUGCCAUCGCUGUCUUCAUCUUCGAAUACUUCAGUCCCGUGGGCUACAAUCGGCGUCUCAUCGACGGCCGCGAGGCCGGAGGUCCGUCGUUCACCAUCGGAAAGGCCAUCUGGCUGCUCUGGGGUUUGGUCUUCAAUAACUCCGUCCCAGUGCAGAACCCCAGAGGAACCACCAGCAAGAUUAUGGUGUCCGUCUGGGCCUUCUUCGCUGUGAUCUUCUUGGCCAGCUAUACUGCUAACUUGGCCGCGUUUAUGAUCCAGGAAGAGUAUGUGGACCAGGUGUCGGGCCUCAGCGACAAAAAGUUUCAGAGACCCAACGACUUCUCCCCGCCGUUUCGCUUCGGGACGGUGCCCAACGGCAGCACCGAGAGAAACAUCCGCAAUAACUACAGAGAGAUGCACUCCUACAUGGUCAAAUUCCACCAGCGCAAUGUUAACGAAGCGCUGUACAGUCUGAAGACAGGGAAGCUGGACGCCUUCAUCUACGACGCGGCGGUGCUGAACUACAUGGCGGGCAGAGAUGAGGGCUGUAAGCUGGUCACCAUCGGCUCCGGGAAAGUGUUCGCCUCCACCGGCUACGGCAUCGCCAUCCAGAAAGACUCGGGCUGGAAGAGACAGGUGGACCUUGCCAUCCUGCAGCUGUUUGGAGACGGUGAUAUGGAGGAGUUCGAGGCUCUCUGGCUCACCGGGAUCUGCCACCACGAGAAGAAUGAAGUGAUGAGCAGUCAGCUGGACGUGGAUAAUAUGGCGGGUGUGUUCUACAUGCUGGGUGCCGCCAUGGCUCUGUCGCUCAUCACCUUCAUCGCUGAACACGUCUUCUACUGGCACCUGCGCUUCUGCUUCAUGGGCGUGUUUUCUGGGAAACCAGGGUUCACCUUCACCAUCAGCAGGGAGAUUUACAGCUGCAUUCACGGAGUAGAAAUCGAAGAUAAGAGUUCAGCACUCAAUUCGCCAUCGGCUACCAUGAACAAUACGCACUCGAAUAUCCUGCGCCUGCUGCGCACCGCCAAGAACAUGGCGUCCCUCUCGGGGGUCAACGGCUCCCCGCACAGCGCGCUGGACUUCAUCCGCAGAGAGUCCUCCGUCUACGACAUCAGCGAGCACCGCCGCAGCCUGGCCGGACACUCGGACUGCAAAGCCCCCUACCUGCCCGACGACAACAUGUUCAGCGACUAUAUCAGCGAGGUGGAGCGCACCUUCGGCAACCUGCACCUGAAGGACAGCAACCUGUACCAGGACCACUACCUGCACCACCACGGGGGCUCGACUCUGGGGCUGACCGGCCCCAACCGGCCCCACAGCUUGGGCUCCAGCAGUUCUCUGGAGGGCGGCAUGUUUGACUGCGACAGCCUGGGCGGCGGCGUAGCCCCCAUCUUCACCACACAGCCACGCUCUGCACUAACGCACAGGAACAUGAGUAAAUUCGACCUGCUGCAGAGCCAGACUCCCCCGUCUGGGCCGGGAUUGAAGCAGGGACUGGCUGACCUCUACGGAAAGUUCUCCUUUAAAGGUGGAGCCUCCAGUUCGGGAUACAUCGCAGGGCACGACCGGUUCUGCGGUGGAGCUGACGACGGAAACAUUCGCUCUGACGUGUCUGACAUUUCCACUCAUACCGUCACCUACGGGAAUCUGGAGGGGAACGCAAAGAAACGCAAGCAGUAUAGAGACAGCUUGAAGAAGCGUCCGGCAUCGGCAAAGUCCCGCAGGGAACUCGACGAGAUCGAACUGGGUUAUCGGCGCCGCCAACAUCACCACCACCACCACCACGGGCACCGCUCGGCUUCGCCUCCGUCCGAGCGCAAACGAGGCGUGAGCUCCACCUCAUAUCUGCUACAGGACAAGGAGAGCCUGAGGGAUUUCUACCUGGAUCAGUUCCGGCCCAAGGAAGGCGUGCCGCAGUGGGAGCAUGUGGAUCUUACUGAUGGCCCCGGCGUAGGAGGAGGCAACUGCACCAGUUUGGUGUCUGUAGACGACUUCCUAAAGAGCAAACCCAAGAAACCGGAGAGCGGCGAGUGGGAAUGUCGCAGCUGUCGGGCCAGCAGCGCGGGAAGCAAGCACGGACCCGGAGUUCUGCACAUUGGAAGCGGCUGCGUGGCAUCAGGAGCCGCAGGAAGAGUCGGAAGCAGCCGUCCAAGUUCUGCCACUUGCAUGCGAUGUGAAGCCUGUAAGAAGUCCGGAAACCUGUACGACAUCAGCGAGGACAGUAACCACCUGCUGGAGCAACUGGGAGGCGGUAGAGGCCAGACGCCGGCGCAGCGCCGCAGGGCCUUCAGCGGGAAGCCGCUACGCCGGCAGCACUCCUACGACGCAUUCGUAGAUCUGCAGAGAGAAAACUUAAGUGGAAUAGGCGCACCGCCUAUGUUAUGUGCAGCACCGCCGCCACGCAGCGUCAGCCUCAAGGAGCGGGAGCGCUGCAUGGACGCCUCCUUCGCACACAUAUUCGAGCGUCCCGAACAGGACACGGAGCGAGACCCGCUGUUCUACGAGAGUGGCGCGGGAUCGCUGUUUGGGUUGCAGAACGCGCCCCAUCGGCGCUCGGUGGGAGAGAGGGAUCUGAGAGACAGAGGACUCCUGGAGGGGCCUGUUCACGCUUUAUCUAAAUCCCUCUAUCCCGACCGAACCGACCACAACCCCUUCAUCCCUACGUUCGGAGACGACCAGUGUCUGCUGCACGGUGCCAAGUCCUACUACGUCACCAAGCAGCAGUCGCAGCACGGGGAUUUGCUCAGCCCCAUGGGCUUCCCCGCAGAGCUAUGCAUGGGGAACCACCACACCAGCAAGCUCAGCCUUGGCCCGCCUCGACCGUUCACCGGCAGCAAUGGACACGUGUACGAGAAGCUCUCCAGCAUAGAGUCUGACGUGUGAGAACCAGUCCAGAUUUUAGCAGGACACACAGAACUCGAGAGAGAACUGAAAAUGUAAUUUCCUGUGAAGUUCACGUUUGCACCGUUGGGUUCAUCUCCACGAGCUGGUGAGAAGAACAAGAGCACGUCCAUCUGCCACGUCAGAUGGCCACCAGAACAGCCCAGUCCUGUACUCGUGUCUUUUGUGAAGAUACAAUCAUGAAAGCAUAAUAAAUGCGCACUGAUAUUUUUUUUUGAAACAGGGUAAUAACUGUACCUCAGAGACGUACUGCCGACUACUGGUAAUCUGUUGUUGAAAUUGGGUUUCAUUUGUCUGUCGUUUUCCUGAGGCCUUUGCUGAGCGUUAGGGAUUUUUGAAUGUGACGAUCAAUCCAGUCUCCGCGUCAGCCUAGCGCAUCCAUGGCAACAGCCUCUCCCAUGCUGUUUACUGCCGUGAAACACGCGUGCAUUCGUGAAAGUGCACAAGCCUCUGUUUUAUGCCGUCAUUUAUAUUCGAGUCUCUACUGCCGUGAUAUUUCAUAUUCAAUGAGAAAGCGUGUUGAUACGCCUUCGGUUACGCUCUCGUGACUCUCGCUCAGAUGCUGAGAAACGAGGGAGAUGAAAUGACAGUAUCAACACCUCUCUUUGUUUUGGUUGUAAAUACAUUUCUCUUUAUAUAAGCCGACAAGGUCUACCUUUAAUAUAGCUUUUUCAAGUAUAACCAAAAUAAAGAUAAAAACAGAACAAAACAACAAAAACAUAAAAUAUGCAAAAUUUAGCUAAAGCAUUAUAACUCAUGAUAAGUGAUAUUUUAAGCGAUAGUUUGCUUUUUAAAUCCAUGUUUAUUACUUAAUUCUGAUAGUUUACCGCCUCCUAACCGGCUUCAUUUUAAGGAUUUACCUUUAUUCGGAUUUACCUUUGCAGCGUAACAGAGCUGAGCAGUGCUGUCGUGGACAUGUUUAGUUUACUCGAUUAGUGUACCAAUUACUCCUUGCUAAGUUUUUCUUCAAUUGUGUUUAGACGUCUGGUCGCCUGCUGGAGAAGGUUUCCAGGUUCUCUCUCUCUCACACACAUACACAUACACACGUUUACAUAGCUAUGUAAAUGAGGACAUAAUUGCUAUAAACUUGCCCAAACCCUUAUUAAAAAUAAGCAUUUACGUUAUUUAUGUAUUUGUACCUUUCAGGACGUUUACAGAAGGUGGUUUUGUCAGAUUUAGCGAACAAUCGGCCUCAAAGUGUCCUCAGUGUAGCUACGCAAACACACACACAGACACACAGAUCUCCAGCAUCCAUCACAGAGUGUGUUUUAUGAUCUGAAGCAGGGCUUUGAACCCUUCCUAAGGACUGACUGACUUUGUAAAGCUGAUUAGUAAGCUGCUAGAGUGUCAUGUUUUUAAUUGUAACGCUAUCGUGAGGUCCCGUCCUCGCUUUAGGUCUGCCGCAGAAUAACCUUUCAUCUCCUCUUGUAUUGUUUCUACAGUUUGAAUAACUCUAACCAUGUCUUUAAACUUUUCUUUUUAGAGCAUUACUAUUAUUAUUAUUAUUAUUAUAUCAAAGCGUUUUAGGGUGUUUUCUUCUCGUAUGUUGAAGCCGGAGGCAUUCCCGUUAUAGCGCAGUAAUCUAUGUUUGAGUUUUCCUAAAAACGUAUAUAGUUUAGAUUCAAACACACACACACACACACACACACACACACAGAGUUCCCUACGACCCCCAUGCUUAAAGCUUGAGCUCUAUAUGCUUGAAAAUCACAUUUUCUUGUGCUCAUAGAGGAAUACGCCUAUUACGCAUAGCUGUAGUUAUAAUUUUUUCUAGUGUAUUCGCAAUAUAUAAGCAACUUUUAAUGUUCUGUUGACUACUAUAUUCUCAUUAUUCUAAGGUAAGUAUAGCUGGUUUGAAGUAUUCUACAGAUAAGAAGCGCCCUGUUGUUAUUCACAUCGCUACGGUACAAACUCCAUCUGUUGUUUUCUCCACACGAUCGAUGAAUUUGUCGCUCGUCAGGUGUGCGUGUGCGUGUGCGAGACUCUGACUUCUAUGUUAAAUACUCUUGUUGCUAUGGCACUGCCAUGGUGUUACAAUGCUGUUCCCAUGGUAACUGCAGUGCAAGAGGAUGCGGGCUGAAUGAGUGAAUUGUUUCACUAUGGAAUAAGAACUACAUCCACUUUGAUAUGUUACUGAAAUUUUUACGUCAUUUACAUCUCUGAAAUGAUUCUCAAGUGAAAACAUGUACAGAUUGUGUAUAUAAUAAUGAGAGAAUUCCUCCUUUUGUAUGACAAUAUGAACACAAACCUCUAUGAGACUUUAAUAGUGAGCGAGUGUUUUGAUGAUGAUGAUGAUGAUGGAUCAGAAUUCUUUCACAUGCUGAAUAAAGCGAAUUAAAAUAAACUCUUGAGUCUGUCUGCCUGC